AACAAGGACAGGAUUAUAUCUACGGCAUAUGAGCCCCGCUCCACACCUUCCACCACCACUACCAUCACCACCCACCCAGCACCCCUUUCACCUCACCUCAGAGAGAGAAAGAGACAAGAAUACCCCAAGUUACUGCAACCUCCGAGCUAUAGAGCAGGUUACAGCCGCUGUUGGAUUUCAAAUGACACUCUCGCUGCAAACACUGAGCAGAUUAUACUCUACUGAGUGCUGAAUUACAACACACUAUUGGAUAACCAAGUGAUCCUUUACAGAGGAGACAACUUGGUGGAGCCAAGGAUACUUACAGAGGUCUACUUUCACAGACGUGGUGUGCUCUUCCUUAACGUUCAAAACUGUUUCUUCAAAGGUUGUUCCAGAAAUUUUCAAGACUGUAUCCCAAAGUAGAAACGCAGCAGUCCCAGGCGUUGGCAAUGGGCAGCGUGCGUGCCAACCGCUACAGCAUUGUAUCCUCCGAGGAAGACGGGAUGAAACUAGCUACAAUGGCAGUUGCCAAUGGCUACGGCAAUGGCAAAAGCAAGGUACACACCAGGCAGCAGUGCCGGAGCAGAUUUGUGAAGAAAGAUGGCCAUUGCAAUGUUCAGUUUGUAAAUAUGAGUGAAAAGGGGCAACGCUACUUGUCAGACAUCUUCACAACAUGUGUAGACAUUCGUUGGCGGUGGAUGCUGGUCAUCUUCUGCCUGUCCUUCAUCUUGUCCUGGCUGUUGUUUGGUUGCAUGUUUUGGCUUAUUGCACUGAUGCAUGGUGACUUGGAUGGCAAAGACUCGCAUAAACUAUGUGUUUCUGAAGUCAAAAGCUUUACAGCUGCAUUUCUUUUCUCCAUUGAGACUCAGACCACUAUUGGAUAUGGCUUCCGUUGUGUGACAGAGGAAUGCCCCAUAGCUGUAUUCAUAGUAGUCUUUCAGUCCAUUGUGGGCUGCAUCAUUGAUGCUUUCAUCAUUGGUGCCGUCAUGGCCAAGAUGGCCAAACCAAAGAAGAGAAAUGAAACACUCAUUUUCAGCGAUAGUGCUGUGAUCGCUAUGAGGGAUGGAAAGCUCUGUUUAAUGUGGCGAGUUGGAAAUUUACGAAAGAGCCACUUAGUGGAAGCCCAUGUAAGGGCCCAGCUGCUUAAAUCUAGAAUAACACCAGAGGGUGAAUACAUACCCUUGGAUCAAGUAGAUGUUAAUGUAGGCUUUGAUAGUGGAAUAGAUAGAAUAUUUCUAGUGUCACCAAUUACAAUAGUACAUGAAAUUGAUGAAGACAGUCCUUUCUAUGACUUGAGCAAACAGGACAUGGACAAUGCAGAUUUUGAAAUUGUCGUGAUUCUUGAAGGAAUGGUGGAAGCUACAGCAAUGACCACACAGUGUCGCAGCUCGUAUCUUGCCAGUGAAAUUCUCUGGGGUCACCGAUUUGAACCAGUGCUCUUUGAGGAGAAAAACUACUACAAAGUUGAUUAUUCCCGCUUUCACAAAACCUACGAGGUGCCUAAUACGCCUCUCUGCAGUGCCAGGGAUUUGGCAGAAAAGAAAUACAUACUCUCCACACCCAACACUUUCUGCUAUGAAAAUGAGGUGGCCCUCAUGAACAAAGACGAUGAGGACAGUGAGGCUGGGUCCCCAGAGAGUCCGAGCACAGAGACACUAACUAACACGGACCAUAAUCAGGCCACUGUCCCAUUAGAACCUCGCCCACUCAGACGGGAAUCUGAAAUUUGACACCUAAAAUGCAUCUUUUUUUUAAAAAAGAUCAUGUAUCCUCAAAGCAUAUUGUGCUUAACUGUGCCUAGAACAGCACACCAAGAAAAGGGUCCUGUUGAAGUCAGACUUUGCUGAAAGGCCAUCCUACACAGGUUGUUCUUCUUUAGUAACAGACUGGAGAAGAUCAAUUCUUUCAAACAAAGCACUAAUAAUAAUUUUUGACCUGAUAAGGAGGCACAUAAUGGCAAAUGCAGUAGCAUAUAUAUAUAUAUAUAUAUAUAUACACACAUAUAUACAUAUAUGGCAAAACUUGAACUUGCAGGAAAGACUGGUUGGAUGUAAGUUAACCCAAAACAUUAUGUACACCGAACAAAAUGGCUCUGAAAGGAAACUUAUUGUUCUGAACGAGGAAUUCAUCUGCUCUGAAAUGGUUUAACUGAACUCCUGAAAGAACAGUGACCACUGAAGAACAAUUUAAUAGAUAAGUUGAUAAGUGAAGUUGCGGCUUAUAUAUAAUAUUUAUUUUUGAAGUUUUCUUCUAUUGAUUUAUUGUGAUCAAAUCAAAAUCAGUAUUUAUGAUUCAUUUGCUUUUCUAAAACCAUGAAUUAAAAAUUGGUUCAAUUUUCUUUCUCCUAGUUCCUUUAAAAUUGACUGACUUUAGUUUCCAAAGAAUUGGUUGACUUAAUUCUUGAUGGUAGUGUCCCGCAUAUGAAAACCAUGACAAUUCGCUGCACUGACCCGAUGAAAUUCAUAGUUCCACUGUUCAGAAAAUAAUUAAUUGCAUGGAUAUUUUUCAUCGAUUUUUAGCAAAUCUUACGGUCUCCCUUUUUCAGAAGUACAUAUAUCAUAAAGUUAAGUUUAACUAAUGACAAAGGGCAAGCAUGUCUGGCUAUCUAACUAUUGCAGAUGUUAAGAUACUAGUCCUUUUCCAACAAGCUUUAUCUGUGAAUAUAGAUCUUCCAAAGGUGAAGUGCAGCGCAUUCCUCUCCUUUUAAGUAAGCAAUGAAACCCAAACCUAAAUCCUUGCAUGUUUAUCAGCUUCCUGCUGUUCCGCAUUCACCCAAAAAGUGGAACAUUUUGGCCAGCAAAUUUUCCUGGCAAUUGGUUUCAUUCUGUAAUCACCCAGCAGAUAUUGUGACUUGGGUGUGGCAAGAUGAUGGAAAGACAUUCCUCUACUUUGCCCUCGCCUGUCCCCGUCCUCUCAUCCUCUCCGCAAGUUGGGUCUAUUCUCUUGAAACACUCUGAUAGCAAAUGAGACAUCAUUCUUGGUGGCAAUAUGCAGUGCUAACCUGAGAAUUGAACUUAUAGCACUUUGGCUGGAAGUCCAGUUAAUCCACUAAGCACCAUAACCACUUAGACUAGAAACAAAUUUGAGCUGUAUUGCUGCCUAUCUGGGAUAUAGUGGGGUUUGAUUUCUCUGCAGCAAAAUAGCUCACAACAGAGUGAAGUAGAAAUAAUCUUUCCAGUGAGCAAGAACUAUGGUACUAGCCUUCAGAACGUUUGAGCAUCUGUGGCUUAUCUAACCUGCUCAUCUGAAUGAAGCUGCACAGAGGAGGGAAUAAUGGAGGGGUCAAAUCACACUGUUCAAACAUUAAGAUUUUUAAAAAUGGAAUGUAACUAAGGAUUUUAAAAGCUUUUGAUUUUUCAUUGUCUGCACUAGAAGAGAGCAUCCUGUUUCUUGAUAUUUUCCUUUCCAUAGCUGUUCAGCUGAAUGUCACAGCAGUUAGUUCAAGUCCACAACUCCUUAUUCCAAAGCUGGUUUGUCUGAGGAAGAAGACUGUUACUGCUGUGACAACAGAUUUAGACUGACCUCCCAAGUGAUCACAUAAUCUUUAAGAGAUGGUCCAUCACUCAAAACAGUUUUUGGUUCUCAUUGGAGUUGCAGCAGAAUUAACCAGGUUCGGACCAGCUUAGAAUAGUGGGAAAAGGGUCACUGAACAUUUUGGUAUAGACUGUUGGCAUGUCGCCAAGCAAAUGACAUCCACUAUUCUUAAAACAAAAUUAAGUUUAAUAUUAGGCGCUCUGGAAGAAAGACAAAACAUUUCUUGUUUAAAAAUUUACCAGUAUUUUUUACGCGGUGAGAGACAUUAGCAGAACUCGGCUUGUUUUAAUGUGGUAGUUAAAUGUCACUGACCUUCUGAAAGCAGACAGUAAAGUGGGGUCAGCACAUCUGCCAACUAAUUGAAAGUGGUCUUCUUGCCAACUCUAAUUAUAGCUUUAUUAGCAAUUUUUCCCGUGGAGGACUUUGAAUUGCCUGUUUAGGCACUUGGCAGCUUUCACUGACCUACAAGUGGUUGUGGGUCCUACAGAAACCAAAAACAGUGAACAAUACAUGACAGCUUGGAAAUAGAAAUAGGUUUGGGUGGGUAGGGGUGUGGGAGGGUAGGUUCACCGAUACACACAAAUGACUGAUUAGUUAACUUAGAGAGAAAAUAUGCACAAGGCAACUUGAAGAUGGAUGCCAUCCGUCAGUAUAAAAAUUGCAAAAAUACUGCACAUGCUGCUAAUAAAAGUGCAUCCCUCGGUUCCUUAGAAUGGAAUUCCAACCAAAGAGUAUUUAAACCAGCAAAUAAAGCAAUGGAAAAAGAGCAGGAAACCAAGGAGCUGGCUUACAACACUUUGGAUUGACCUGCAAAAUGCUGCCAUUUCACUGAAGAGAAAUUAGCACAUUUAAAAAAUUUUAAAAAACCAAAAAAAAACUUUUUUGAACACUUCAGGGCUCAAUUGCCUGAUGCAUAUAUUUAUCAGGAAAAAGAAAACAGCAUUUUUACAACAGAAAACUCUUGCAAUAUAUAGUUUUUAAUAAAAUGUACAGUUUAUAAAUGUUUAAUGAAUAUUUUCAUAUUUAAAGCCAAAUGUAAAUAGAGUCAAAGUAAGAUGCCACAUGAGGAUAAAAACUGGCAAUUCAGUAUCUUGUAACAACCAGUAGACCCUAGAUGCUGCAGGUUAGCGCAGGUCACUUGAUUUUAACAUUGUUCAAGCUUAAUAGGGUUUGUUACAACUAUGAACUUUCAUUAUUUAUUAUUUAAGCAUGACAUAAAGUUAAAAUUCAUAGAAUACCUUAAUGACAUUUAAAAAAAACUGGUUAGAAUUUGGAAUGUUGCAAUCUUGUCAAGACAUGACAAACUAGUUUAACUCUCAUGCACUCUUUGUACGAAAUAUUUCCACUAAAGAUAUAUUUUUUUUGGCCUUCCUACAAGGCAUUUUGGGAUAACAAAAUUGUGAAGUACUGUAAUGUCUGUAACGUACAGCUGCUCUCGACCAUUUAACUUAUUUAGUGCUGCACGGUGGUCACCUCUCUGCCAGUAAGAUUUGUUGUCUUAUGAACUCCUUUCAGCUUUCCCUAUGGACACUUGCAGCUUGGAAAAUCUAAGUUUUGAUGAUGUUCUUGAUUUUAUUAUACUUGUACCAUUUUUGCAGCCUUUUGUAUCAACGUCUUCCUACUGUACUGCACAGAUCCACCAAUUGUACAGAUUUUUUAAAAAAAAUGUAUGUCUUAUUUUAU
Molecule: messenger RNA, 5199 nt
Organism: Hemiscyllium ocellatum (epaulette shark)
Lineage: Eukaryota; Metazoa; Chordata; Chondrichthyes; Orectolobiformes; Hemiscylliidae
Product: inward rectifier potassium channel 2
Exons: 2
Coding region: 432-1712 (426 amino acids)
Biological process (GO): potassium ion import across plasma membrane; regulation of monoatomic ion transmembrane transport
Cellular component (GO): plasma membrane
Molecular function (GO): inward rectifier potassium channel activity
Source: RefSeq, a predicted model, not a curated record